Molecule: messenger RNA, 1965 nt
Organism: Phoenix dactylifera (date palm)
Lineage: Eukaryota; Viridiplantae; Streptophyta; Magnoliopsida; Arecales; Arecaceae
Source: RefSeq, a predicted model, not a curated record
AAGUUAGCACUGUGAUCUUUAAAGAUAAAACCAACACCUGCAACAACAUCACAAUUAUUAAAUAGAUUUAUCAAUUCAACCUUAACCCAAAUUGAAAACGUAAAUACUUUAGAUUAACUUAUGCACUACUAUAUUCCAGAUUAGAUAUUCCAACCCGAGAAGAUUUGGUUGACCAGUACUAUAUUUGUUACCAUAUCAAAACAAACAACAAUAAAUAUCCAAUGUGGUUGAUUGGAUCAAAGAGCCGACACACUCUAAUCUUUCACCCUUUUUCAGAAAGAUCAUGCAUCAAUCGAAGAGGAGAUCGAACAGAAAUCAAGAACCAUCCGAAAAUGGCGAGCUGCUUAGUCCGACCCAUGGCUAAAAUGAUUGGGGAAGCGCAUGAGCAGCGACUAUGAUGGAAACCCAGGGAGGGUGGUGGAGGUAGGGAGCCAUGAAUGGAGAGGCGGGUGCUAGUGAGGUCGUAGAUUUGGGAUGGAGAGGUUGAAGAAGACGCAGAAGAGGGAAAGGAAAUUAAGUGGAAAAAUGUAUAUAGAUCAUUUUAGAAUUAGAGAAAAUAAGCUGGGAGUUAGAAAAACUAUAAAUUUUGGACGGGGUGUUAUAGUUUUGGUAAUCAGAGAUUAAAAAUCCAAGCUCGGUCCACGGAAGGAGACCUAGUGCCUUCCAUGAUUAUAAUAGUAGAGAUUAGAAUUUAUAGAUUAUUAAUUUUUAGAAAAAAUAAAAUUUUUAUUUAAGGUAAUCAAAGCAGAGCAAGAGAGUCUGAGACCGUGGGUGAGAGCAGAGAGGGAGGGAGAGGGAGAGAGAGAGAGAGAGAGAGAGAGAGAGAGAUGGGGAAGCGCGGGAAGAAGCUGACGGAGCGACAAAAGUCUCGAUGCCUCCCUCGCGCCGGCGACGACGACGUCUUGCCUUCUUCCGCCUACGACCUCCCGUCACCGCCAACAAGGGACCAGGAAGGAGGCGAAGAAGAAAAAACCGAGGAAGUUGAAGACGAAGAAGAGCAAAAUGGAGAUGGAGAAGGGCGAGCUGAGGAGUGGGCUUCUUCUGGUCCUCCAUCCAAAUUCCAUCUCUAUCAGAGAUCUGUCCAGUUCUGAGUGGCUCCAUAGUGACCCAAGACGGACGGCAGUGGGUCUAGAUUUAGACCUUGAGGCACUUAACUGGUGCCUUGAGAACAAUUUAAAUAAGGUUGGGGCUGAUGGAUAUUCUAGGAUCUCGCUUUUUCAUGGUAAUGUUCUGCAGCCUCAAAUGGCCCGCCUGGUCAAACACAGAGUAGAAGAUCUCAUGAAAGAUCUAGCUUUAAGUGAUGAAGAUUGUUCCAUUCAAAUGUUCUCUAGCAGUUCAACCAUGGAAGAAGCUGUUCUGCCUGGCAGAGACAUCAUCUGUGCAUUCAAUUACAGCUGCUGUUGCCUCCACAAACGCACAGAUUUGGUCUUGUACUUCAAGCAUGCUUUUCAUGCAUUGUCUAAAAAGGGUGGUAUCUUUGUAAUGGACCUGUAUGGUGGUAGAUCUUCAGAGUGCAAGCUACGGCUGCAGAGGAGAUUCCCUGACUUUACAUAUGUCUGGGAGCAAGCAGAGUUUGAUAUCAUAAACCGCAGGACAAGAAUCAGUCUUCACUUUCAUCUUGGAAAGAAGCGGAUGCUGCGGCAUGCAUUUGCAUACGACUGGCGCUUGUGGUCAUUGCCAGAAAUUAAGGACUGUUUGGAGGAGGCUGGAUUCCAAUCUGUACAUUUUUGGAUGCGACAGAUGCCAAACACCAAUGAUGAUGAAAAUCUGGAGGAAUUCACUGUUGGUCGUGAUGUCAAGUAUGAAGAAUUGUCAUCUUUUCAGCAGCAAGAUGCAUGGAAUGCAUAUAUUGUUGGUGUGAAAAACAAGUAGCAAACAUGUACAAUUUUACCCAUCUCAUUGUUGCAAAUAUUUGACCUUAGCUCGACAUAAAAUUUAGCACUCAUCCUAUCGCAUUUGACUUUA